CUCUAUCAUUCGCCUUUCGUACACGCAAAAGCCCCACUCACUCUCCUUUACUCUCUUUUCCUUUUAAACCCAACAGUUCCCCCCCAAGUUUUUCUCCGCCACCAGAUCCUCCUCUUCGCUUCUCGUCUUCCUUAUCAAAAACUAACUGAACUUAUCUCCGCUAUGUCGUCUCCGUUACAUGAAGGCGACGCCUCUACCUCCGAUAAUGUCGGCUUGCAUGGGGAGGCUGUUAACAGAUCCUCCUGUAAUAAUUCAAGCUGUAACCAAUGCAUAAGAUCCGAAUCAUCUGAUCCUCCUUCAUGUUCCUCUUCUUCUAUACUAAUAGAUUUUCUAGAUUUAAUUCAAUCAAAUGAAUCUGAUAAAUUACAGAGAGUAAUAAUUGCUUCCAUUAAAGGAUUCUCAAUUGGUGCUGGUCUUAAAGGAGGUUUAUCUCUGUUUUCGAUUCUCGCCAGGCUACGACGCGCUAAAUCAUCCUCUCCCUCAAGGAAAAAUAGGCAAUCUGUUACUCUAGCGCUUAGCGAAACAGUAAGAUACGGUCUGUUCCUCGGAACAUUCGCUGGUACUUUUGUUUCCGUUGAUGGAAUCAUUGGCUCUUUGUUUGGUCACCGACGGACUGCCAAAUGGAGGGCUUUAUUGGCAGGAUUGAUAGCAGGGCCAUCUAUGUUGCUUACAGGACCAAACACACAGCAUACGAGUUUGGCUAUAUAUAUACUUAUGCGUGCUGCUGUAUUGGCUGCACGUUGUGGGAUUAAAAGUAAACGGUUUGGGAAAUACUGUAGACCUCUUACUUGGAAGCAUGGCGACAUUUUUCUAAUGUGUCUUUCUUCUUCUCAAAUUUUGUCAGCUUAUAUAUUGAAGCAAGAGAGCUUGCCUUCAUCAUAUAAGUCCUUUCUCAACACGCAUGGAGGAAAGGAUCUUCGUAUCUUGCAAGGAGUGAAGGAUAUCGCAAGUGGCUUGCCUUUUACAAACUUGGAUAUGAUAGAAACAUAUUACAACUCUUUAGGUGUUAAUAUAAAACUAGAUCCAGAAAUGAAAAUCCCCUGUUCGAUCAUACAUGGAAAUCAGUCUUGCAGUGCACAUGUUCUAUCAUUUUUCCUUCAGGCGUACAAAAGGGCAGUCCCAGUAUAUCUCCCUGUUUAUUUAGUUCCUGCAUUAAUAGUUCAUCGUCAAGGCCUCUUGAAAAGGCGCUACAGCAUACUAGGGAAGGGUCUUCUUGGCACUGCAAGGUCAAGCUUGUUUCUGUCUGCUUACUGCUCUUCUGCCUGGAUGUGGACAUGCGUGCUCUUUAGAAUUUUCCGGAGAUGCAACAUUCCAAUGGUGGCAAUGGGGACGUUCCCGACGGGUUUAGCCUUAGCAAUCGAGAAGAAAAGCAGGCGGAUGGAAAUAUCGCUGUAUUGCCUUGCACGGGCAAUUGAGAGCUUCUUUACAUGUAUCGCUGAUGCAGGGUAUUUACCUCAUUCCAAGAGCUUCAGAAGAGCAGAUGUGGUAGUUUUCAGUAUCUCAACAGCAAUAAUUAUGCAUUGCUAUGCGAUGGAGAGAGAAGUGUUUCGGUCCAAAUACCUUAAUGUUCUUGACUGGGUGUUUGGUGUUCCUCCUCCCCCGGAUGAAACACCACGUGCAACAAGAGCUCAAAGCAAAUGCACGGUAUUUCUAGAUUCAUUGCGAACUUCAAAUUUUAUUAAUUCAACUUCUCCCAGAGAUUUAUAGCAAUUGUUUGUACCUGAUAGUAACAUUAUUAUAAACAGUACUAUAUUAGAUUUAUGGAUAUUCGCAUAUAGUAUUGGUUUUUUUGGAAA
Molecule: messenger RNA, 1796 nt
Organism: Mercurialis annua (annual mercury)
Lineage: Eukaryota; Viridiplantae; Streptophyta; Magnoliopsida; Malpighiales; Euphorbiaceae
Exons: 8
Coding region: 163-1707 (514 amino acids)
Source: RefSeq, a predicted model, not a curated record